Molecule: messenger RNA, 1363 nt
Organism: Diachasmimorpha longicaudata
Lineage: Eukaryota; Metazoa; Arthropoda; Insecta; Hymenoptera; Braconidae
Product: 1-acyl-sn-glycerol-3-phosphate acyltransferase alpha-like
Exons: 6
Coding region: 361-1200 (279 amino acids)
Biological process (GO): phosphatidic acid biosynthetic process
Cellular component (GO): membrane; endoplasmic reticulum
Molecular function (GO): 1-acylglycerol-3-phosphate O-acyltransferase activity
Source: RefSeq, a predicted model, not a curated record
UUGUUACCCCAAUACUUGAAAAAGGACGAGAAAUUAUUCUGGAGAUGAGCAGCGUCUUUCAGGCUGAGGUGGGAGGAACUAGCUUCUGGAAGCCGUCAACCAAGGGGAGGGGACACGCGUCUGGGAACACGUGGGGAUGGCUCGCAGUCGAUGUUCGACGAGCGACUACGCUUUUUGACGCUCCACUUGUAGCGGAAUUGAACGUUUUUCAUCAAUCGCUAGAAGAAUAUCAACAAUCUUUUGCUCGAUUCGAUCCUCUACCUGACAGACCUAGGUUCAUAUCUCGAUACGAUAUGGUAUGAUUCACCGGUUGCAGUCCACGCAAUCUCCUGAUUACGCUAUUUUGUUACAAUAGAAUUGAUGAUUCGGGUAAUCAAUGUGUCAUGUGGCACCCUCGGGCUCGCCCUGGUCUUCCUCCUUCUAUUGAUAUUUACCUUGAGUGAGGGUGCAAGGUACAGACUGAAAUUCCUGAUAUUCAUCGUCGGCGCAGCAUUCGCAACGAUGUGGCCCUUGCCCUUCAUGUUUCUGCGUCCUAAGGAUUGGAGGAAUGCUCUAAUUCCAGCUUGGCAACUGCGAAAGAUUAUCAACUUCCUAGGUCUGAAAUUCGUCGUCCAAGGAAAGGAGAACAUUGUAAAAAAUUCUGGAGCUGUUAUCGUGAUAAACCACCAGAGUGGGCUUGACCUUGGCGUUCUAGCUGAACUGUGGCCAGUCAUUGAUAACUGCACGGUAAUAGCAAAGAAGGAGAUCCUGACGUACACAGGACCCUUUGGACUGGCUGCAUACAUGUGGGGAACGAUAUUUAUCGAUCGUAAGAAGAGAGAGACGGCACUGGACGCGUUGAAUUCGACGGUUGAUAUCAUAAAAAGGAAUAGCUCGAAGUUACUACUAUUUCCCGAGGGCACGAGGCACUCGGAGAACACUCUCAGGCCCUUCAAGAAGGGCGCCUUCCACGUGGCCAUUGCUGCGCAAACGCCGAUUCAACCUGUGGUUGUAUCGAAGUAUUAUUUUAUCAAUGAUAAGUUGAAGAAAUUCAGACCAGGAACUAGUUACAUAAGGAUUCUGCCACCGAUAUCGACUGAGGGGAUGACGAAAGAGAAUCUUGAUGAGCUGAUGAACAAAACUCAGGAAUUUAUGAAUACAGAGUUCCAGAAGAUUAACGAGGAAGUGAGGAGAGGAAUCGAGAUAAAAAAACAUGAAUAAAUAUUAUAACAACCGUAUAAUGAAGAGCAAUCCUCGUUUUUCCAAAUGUUGAUGAUUAAGUAAACUUCCAGUGAACGGUUUAAAUCAAGAAUAUUUUUUAAUCCUUUAUGUUAAUCUGUAUAAAGAUGUAUAUUGUCUUUCUAAUAAAUUAUUUCAUACAAAA